Gastrolobium bilobum is the source of this 2197-nucleotide messenger RNA. Its product is annotated as trans-cinnamate:CoA ligase, peroxisomal-like. The coding region runs from base 222 to 2000 and encodes 592 amino acids. The transcript has 2 exons. Lineage: Eukaryota; Viridiplantae; Streptophyta; Magnoliopsida; Fabales; Fabaceae. The record is from RefSeq and is a predicted model, not a curated record.
UACUCACUGGCCCCCACACAUUUUCCAAUAUAACGUGGCCUCAACACAACAAACGUAACCCUCCCAAGCAUGUUAUUUUUCCUAUAUAAAUAAACCCCCCAAACCCCAUGGGAUUCUCACACUCUUAACCACAACAACAACAACAUCAUCAUCAUCAAUAACAACAACAACCCUGUUCUCACAACAACUCUGUUUUCGUCCUACUUUGCUUCAAUAUCUAAAUGGACAACCUUGCAAAAUGCAAAGCAAACUACACCACACUCACCCCUUUAACUUUUCUCAUGAGAGCAGCUUCAUGCUACUCAAACCGUACCUCAAUCAUCCAUGAUGGAACCCGUUUCACUUGGUCACAAACUCAUCAUCGUUGCCUUCGCCUUGCUUCCUCUCUCCGUUCCCUCAAUAUUGCUAAGAAUGAUGUUGUUUCAGUGCUGGCACCUAACAUUCCAGCAAUGUAUGAGAUGCAUUUUGCAGUGCCUAUGGCUGGUGCUGUGCUCAACACCAUUAACACCCGUUUGGAUGCUAAGAACAUAGCCACCAUUCUUAGGCACUCUGAAGCCAAAGUCUUCUUUGUGGACUAUGAGUAUGUCUCCAAGGCAAGAGAUGCUCUAAGGAUGCUCAUCGGAGAUAAUCUUCAAAAGGGUGGAAAACCAACAGAACAGUACUAUAAAUCUCUACCACUAGUCAUUGUCAUAGAUGACAUAAACUCUCCCACUGGAAUCCGGCUAGGUGAGCUGGAAUAUGAGCAAAUGGUUCACCAUGGUAAUCCAAAUUAUGUUCCUGAGGAAAUCCAAGAUGAAUGGGCCCCAAUUGCUUUGAAUUACACAUCAGGUACAACUUCAGAACCCAAAGGAGUUGUUUAUAGCCACAGAGGAGCAUACCUCAGUACUUUGAGCCUAAUACUUGGAUGGGAAAUGGGAAGUGAACCAGUUUACCUUUGGACACUUCCUAUGUUCCAUUGCAAUGGUUGGACCUUCACUUGGGGAGUUGCUGCAAGAGGUGGUACCAAUGUUUGCCUUAGGAACACUGCAGCAUGUGACAUAUACAGGAACAUAGCUUUCCAUAAUGUGACACACAUGUGUUGCGCACCAAUUGUGUUCAACAUCAUUUUAGAAGCCAAGCCAAGUGAGAGGUGCUUGAUCAAAUCCCCGGUUCAAAUACUCACUGGUGGAGCACCACCACCUGCAUCACUUCUUGAGAAAAUCGAGUCACUUGGUUUCCAUGUCACACAUGCAUAUGGUCUCACUGAGGCAACAGGACCAGCACUUGUGUGUGAGUGGCAACAGAAGUGGAACCAGCUUCCUAAGCAAGAACAAGCACAGCUGAAAGCACGUCAAGGUGUUAGUGUGUUGACUCUUGCUGAUGUUGAUGUGAAGAACCUUGACACAAUGGAAAGUGUGCCAAGAGAUGGAAAGACAAUGGGGGAGAUUGUGUUGAAAGGAAGUGGUAUCAUGAUGGGGUACUACAAAAACCCUGAAGAAACAUCAAAAGUUUUCAACAAUGGUUGGUUUAGUACUGGGGAUGUUGGGGUUAUACACCCAGAUGGUUAUUUGGAAAUCAAGGAUAGGUCCAAAGAUGUGAUCAUUUCAGGAGGAGAAAACAUAAGCAGUGUAGAAGUUGAAUCUGUUCUGUAUAGGCACCCAAGUGUGUUGGAGGCUGCAGUGGUUGCAAUGCCACAUCCAAGGUGGGGUGAAAGCCCUUGUGCUUUUGUGUCAUUGAAAAAGAACAACUCAUCAGGAACAGCAAAAGAUGUUACCGAGUCAGAUAUAAUUGCCUAUUGCAGGAAGAACAUGUCACCCUUUAUGGUUCCUAAGAUGGUGAAGUUUAUGGAGGAGCUGCCAAAGACUUCAACUGGGAAGAUUCAGAAGUUUGAAUUAAGAGUGAAGGCAAAAGCAUUCGUGGUAUCUGAGAAUCUGCAAUCCAAAAACAAGAAGUCUAGCCAAGUCAAUCAUAAUAUUGGUGGUUAUAGUAAUGAGCAGGUUUUGGCUGUGUCUCGUCUUUGAAGUUUGAAGUCUUUGUUUAUUUCAAAAUGACAAAAAAGAAAGAAUAGUGUGUGUAAAUAAUGAGAAAUUGGCUAUUUGCUUAUUUAAUUAGUUUAAACUUUACGAACUCCAAAGGCAUUAGUUUCAAGUUUGAACUUGUUUUGUAGCAGAGUGCCAAAAUAUAAAUAACUUUUCCACCUUCUUGUUUCCUCUUUUGU